Alternaria viburni is the source of this 1026-nucleotide messenger RNA. RefSeq lists its product as uncharacterized. NCBI's taxonomy places the organism in Eukaryota, Fungi, Ascomycota, Dothideomycetes, Pleosporales, Pleosporaceae. The record is from RefSeq and is a predicted model, not a curated record. The transcript is spliced from 6 exons. Gene Ontology annotation, molecular function: amino acid transmembrane transporter activity. Gene Ontology annotation, cellular component: vacuolar membrane. Gene Ontology annotation, biological process: amino acid transmembrane transport. The coding region runs from base 1 to 1026 and encodes 341 amino acids.
AUGGCUAGGCACGCAGUGGAGAAGACGACACCGGAAGAGCCUUUGGAUGAGCAACUGAUUCAGUCCCAAUCGACGCCGUCGGCGGACCUCGAAGGACAGGCUGCGCCAGCUGAAGAACAGGAUGUCUUUGGUAACGAGGAAGGCGCUGAGAUACAGUACAAGACGUGCAAGUGGUGUCAAGUUAUGCUGGCAGAGAAUGUCUCAUUAGGCGUCCUCGCCCUUCCUCAAGCGCUUGCGAUUCUCGGCCUCGUCCCCGGUCUCCUCUGCAUAUGCUUCCUAGGCAUCAUCGCUACAUACACUGGCUAUCUGAUCGGCGAAUUCAAGCUGGCUCAUCCAUCUGUAGCGAACUACGCGGAUUGCGGCAUGCUUAUGAGCGGGCCAGUGCUUCGCGAGGUGCUUGCUGUCGGACAACUACUAGUUCUGAUCUUCAUCAUGGGGGCGCACAUCUUGACCUUUGCGGUCGCGAUGAAUGCGAUGACUGACCACGGCACUUGCACUAUCGUCUUCACUGUCGUCGGACUGAUCGUCUCCUUCCUGCUAGGAUUGCCCAGAACGUUCAAGAAUAUCAGCUACUUUAGCUACUUUUCUUGCGGUUCCAUCAUUGUGGCAGUUACGGUAACCAUGAUCGCGAUUAGUAUCCAGAAGCCAGACAUGGGGAACAUCGUUGCUGUGCGACCUGAUGUACCACUCGUCAAAGGACUCGCACCCGUAAUGAAUAUCGUCCUAGCUUACACUGGACACGUCGCUUUCUUCUCGUUCCAAUCCGAACUCGAAGACCCUCGCGACUUCCGCAAAGCUCUCAUCUUCGAGCAGGGCAUCGCAGUCACAUUCUAUAUGCUCAUCUCGGUCAUCAUAUACUACUACGCCGGGCCUCUUGUAGCCUCACCUGCCCUUGGUUCCGCGUCCCCACUCGUCAGCAAGAUCUGUUUCGGCAUCGCGCUGCCUACAAUCAUCGUCGCAGGUGUAGUCAAUGGCUCUGUAGCCACUAAUUUGGGCUUGGAAUGUGGUCGUCUGGAUGGGCAUUGA